AUGCCGCCUGGUAACGACAUCGACUACGGCGAGAAGGGCAAGCUUGGCUUGUCAGACAAGAGAGUAGCUAUCCUUGAGGAUAGAGGAAAUGGCGACUAUCUUGACGACAAAAGCCAUCUCUAUACUGGGGAACCUGAGUCGAGCGAUAUCCAGAGUUGGAUCCAACAGAAAGGCACGCCAUGCGACAAAAUACGUGACGAGCUGGGAGGAGCAGAAGUUCAUCUUAAUGGGGUGAACUCUGUUAAUUUUUUCAUUCCGCGAUGUACGGCAUACCGAAUAAUGACGCUGCCUAAGGUUCGAGCCGUCAUCAAAGAGAUUCUACCGGAGAAGACGGAGCCGGACUGUAACACACUCGCGAGGAGCGUGGUCUUUGGCGCUGCCGGGGACGGUCGUGGCAGAGCCGUCAUUGUAUUGGCAGCUCUCAUUCUCAAAGGCAGGGAGUCCUACCUUCAGUCGGUUCUCGAUGACGGAAUAUCGGACGACUGUUUACCGAUGAAGCUUCACCCAGACCCAGACCAGAGGAAGACGGCCAUCUGCGAAGAACAUACCCACAUGUUUGAUAACGUCCACCUCUGCCGAGACCUCUGUCAAGCAUCGCGAUUCCUUCUAGCACCUUAUUUUAAAGGGAUCGGAGGCAAACAUAGGCAUCUGAAACUGACCGACAAGGAUGUCCUUCCCUUUCACUCUCGACGGCCGGUCAACUCUCGACAGCCGGUCAACUCAACGUCGAGCAACGGUCUCCACGAUGGGAACGGUGGAUUUGGUGUGGUCGAGGUGGUCGAGAUUGACAAAGACCACGUAAACUUCAAGGAACUCGGUAUCCCAGCGGACAUGACGAAAUUCGCUCUCAAAAGGUUGAAUGAGCCUGACGGGAUCGAAGCAUUCAACUUAGAACUAGCAUCAUUGUUACCAUUCCGGUCUAACGCCGGAUGGAGCUUGAUUCAAGUGCUAGCGACUUUCGAGAUAUUGGAGAACGGAGCAAGAUAUUAUUAUUUCCUAUUCCCCUACGCGGAUGGGACCCUAUGGGACUUUUUCAAACGCUUCGAUGAACCGAGCAAACCGCCCAGCCAUACCGAACGGAUGAUGUAUGACUGCCAUGCUCUCGCCGAGGCCCUGACGUUAAUUCACAACUCGCGCUUAAAGCAGGUUGGCGGGAUACCCGGUAUCGCGGACGGAGAAGAAAACGAGCUCUAUGGCCGACAUGGCGACAUCAAAGCAGACAACAUCCUCUAUUUCUACGCAGAGAAUAGCUCCCGGCUUGUCAUAACCGAUUUUGGCCUAGGGCGACUUCAUACAGGCAUUUCUAGAUCACGUCAGAACCCGAGGAAUCUCGACUUUAGUUCCACGUAUCGAGCUCCGGAGUUCGAUGUCACAGACGGAAAGAUUGGUCGGAAGGCGGAUGUCUAUAGCCUCGGUUGCGUUUUCCUUGAGAUGGUGACAUGGGAUCUCAAAGGCUUCACGGCGGCGAGGGACCUCUUUGCAAAGGCGAGGGCGACGCCCAACGAAAUACUGAAAGGCUUUGUGGAGGAUACCUUCUUUACUUGUACGAAGACCAGUGGCGAACGGGUGGUAGCCAAGAGGAAGCCAGAAGUCGACAACUGGAUCAAAGAUCUUCGCACUCAUCCGAAAGCGAGUCGGUGUUCUAACGAGUUUCUGGAUUUGAUCGAGAAGAUGCUGGAGCCCGAACCUCGUGGAGAAUAA
Messenger RNA from Scedosporium apiospermum, 1701 nucleotides. RefSeq lists its product as uncharacterized. Bases 1 to 1701 code for a protein of 566 amino acids. The transcript is spliced from 3 exons. Gene Ontology annotation, molecular function: protein serine/threonine kinase activity; ATP binding. Gene Ontology annotation, biological process: peptidyl-serine phosphorylation; peptidyl-threonine phosphorylation. NCBI's taxonomy places the organism in Eukaryota, Fungi, Ascomycota, Sordariomycetes, Microascales, Microascaceae. The record is from RefSeq and is a predicted model, not a curated record.